Molecule: messenger RNA, 944 nt
Organism: Drosophila ficusphila
Lineage: Eukaryota; Metazoa; Arthropoda; Insecta; Diptera; Drosophilidae
Product: zinc metalloproteinase nas-1-like
Exons: 2
Coding region: 1-903 (300 amino acids)
Biological process (GO): proteolysis
Molecular function (GO): zinc ion binding; metalloendopeptidase activity
Source: RefSeq, a predicted model, not a curated record
AUGGAAAAGUCGCACAGUAAAGCCCGGUUUUUCCUGCUCUUAGUUCUUCUGGGUAUUUUCCAAGGAGACUCCAUGCCCCUGGAGGAUAUGAAAUCCCAGGAAAUUAUUGACCUGACAGAUCUGGGCGAUACCUUGUUCCGCAAUCCGGAUGUGGAAACCACAGGAGCAUUGGUCGAGGCUCACAAUGAGGAUUCGCUACAGAACCCCGAAGAACUUGGUACUUAUUACGAGGGCGAUAUAUUGAUACCACUAAGUUAUAGAAAUGAGCGAUCUAAUGGAACCCGUAAUGGCAUUCUGGCGCUUAGUUUCCGCUGGCCGGGUGGCGUUGUGCCUUACGAAAUCAAAGGUCCUUUUACCACCCAGGAAUUGGAAAACAUCAAUCACGCCUUUAACGAAUACCACAAAAGAACUUGCGUACGUUUUAAGCCCAGGACCACAGAAAAGGAUUACAUCUCGAUUGGAAGUGGCAAGUCUGGUUGUUGGAGCAGCAUUGGACGUCUAGGUGGCCGCCAGGAGGUGAAUCUGCAGUCGCCCAACUGCCUGCGAACAUAUGGAACACCGAUCCACGAACUGAUGCACGCCUUGGGCUUCUUCCACGAACAGAAUCGCCACGAGCGGGAUUCCUAUGUUCGAGUGAUGAGUAACAACAUUAAGCCCGAGAUGAUGCCCAACUUCGAGAAGUCCAGCCCAAAAGUCCAAUCCGGAUUCGGUGUGGAGUACGACUAUGGCAGUGUGAUGCACUACUCGGCCACCAGCUUCACCCGGAACGGUCAGCCCACGCUGAAGGCUCUGCGCGCCACUUCCGAAGCCAGCCAAAUGGGUCAGAGACGCGGCUUCUCCGCCGGAGAUGUGCGCAAAAUCAACGCCAUGUACAAGUGCAAGAAUCGUGCACAUGAUUCCUAGAUCCAGGUCAAUUUGAAGCGAACUAUUGCUGUAAACAUAAG